UCGUGAACAAGUGUCAAUGCGCUUAAAGUGUUAACAGUUCUAUGUUCUUGACCUUAGUACAAUAUACAGUACCACUCCAUUAUAUGCUAAACUUAAUUGUCUGCACUAUUGAAAAUUGAGAUAGAAUUAUCAGUUUACUUAAAGAAACAUGUACGUAUAUAAUGUAUGCAACGGAUUGCGUGGUCCAGAAAGAUGGCGCACGGUGGAUGUAUACGGCACAAACGGACUACUGCAGCACGGUGCAGUCAUUAACGUUGUCGAGUGCGGGCUUGUUGUGGACUUCUUUUGUCCCGGCAGGCGAUCAGAGCUGGUGGAAUUUGAGAAAGCAUUCCGGUGUGAAGGCUUCUUUGUGAAGGGUCGCGGCAAAGCCAUCACCGGGACAGAUAACGUUGAAGUACUAGUACAAGUGUCAGCCGAUCAGCCUUGGACAUGGUACCCAGCCAAUUUCCUGGAUCAUCACAUCCCUUGGGCGGAAUUUGCCUUGGUCGCCGUGAGCGCCGGCGGCAGUGUAUCCAAGAAAAUUGUUUCACUCCGGCACAUCCGGGUUCGGUCGACGGAAUACGAGUUACUAAAUCGAAGAGUUGGUAAGCGGGACUUUAUCACCGGUACAUACCAAUUGCCGGACAAUGUGCCACAGCCGUUGGACCCGCGAACGUGGAGGAAGUGGAGGGAAGCGCUGGAAUUGAAUUUUCUGUGUAAAGUGUGUCCUGUCUGCUUCCGGCAGAAUGAGUUGGUAUACCUACAACCCGGCAUCAACUCUUCGAUACAGUCUGACUAUUUGGCAGUCGUGAUCGAAUCUAUUGUAAAGAAGAGCAACAGGACCAGGGAACUGCGUACCCAACCAGUCAGUUCCGUGGCUGAUCCGGACGACAUACGGUUUGAGCGUUUAUACCAUCACUGGGAGGUGAUGAUGGUGAUUUUCCGGCAACUGACCACUUAUAACCGAGCAUACUACCGCCGCGUCUGUUCCGUGUGGGACGCCCUGUUGCAGUCAGACAGCACUUAUAAGGCCGUCCAUGUCUCGCUAACCGAUCGUUCGGACUUCCAUGCUGCUCUGUGUAUCUUGAACGCACUGAAUUCGCAAACCGAGUACGUAAUAAUUGCCAACGCCGCAUAUCAUACAGAGAUGUUGGAAGCAUAUUUACUGUGGAUAGACGCUGUUCUCACGGUUGCGUCAGACUGUAAACCAUGUAAAAUAAUCUUCUACGAAUGCCGGUGGAUAUUUGACGAUCCCGCAGACGACACUGAGAGUCUCAACCACGUUGUGCCGAGGUUGAACGGCACACGACCGACAGUCAAAAAGCUGAUGUGGGUCAGUUGUGCGUAUUCAUGCCUCCUUUCUCCGACAUCUAAGAGAUCAAAGUAUGCCACCUUGCCUAUGGCUACCGGUUCCAUUCGGAUUCCGUCGCCUAGUUUAUCUGAAAACUUAUACUUUCUACUGGAGAAGGACCUUCCGUUGCCUUUGCCGAAACUGUCAAAGUGGGUCACCGAUGUAGCCGAUAGCGGUCAGGAAACUUAUAUCUAUGAUACCGAUAUCCAAACGAUUCUGCGAGACUGCUUACUUUCUGAGAAGAGGAACACGCUUGGUGAUGACUGCUAGUCUGCCGAUAUCGCAACCAGUGGGAUGUCAAAAGAUCUGCAUACUUUAGAUGUGUCAACUGUGAUGCGAGUAGCCGUGCAUGUUACUGAAUCCUACGCUACCAGGGACAAAAGGUCAGAUUUGUGGAAAGCUGCAAGCACUUCCUGGACGCUUGUUCCGGAACUUCCUGAACAUCCUUGUUCUCUUGGCGAAGCUGAUGCUGCAUCGAAGCCUUUUGGGAGUGCCGCACAUGGACGUUUGGGUUGAGUUUGAAAACAGCAAGCUUGACCUCAACAACCAAAAAACAGCCAUUUAUAAUUUUUUUCUGUUAUUAAUCUUAUUACACUUAUAUAAUGUCGCUCUGUUAUUAUCGUUAACUACAAAUGCACGCUACGGUUUGCUUGAGUGUGAGCAGUUGCGAGCGCUAUGGUUGCACAAUGGAGAAAAAUCAUAAACGUA
This is a messenger RNA of Paramacrobiotus metropolitanus, 2038 nucleotides long. RefSeq lists its product as uncharacterized. The record is from RefSeq and is a predicted model, not a curated record. The transcript has 3 exons. NCBI's taxonomy places the organism in Eukaryota, Metazoa, Tardigrada, Eutardigrada, Parachela, Macrobiotidae. The coding region runs from base 149 to 1600 and encodes 483 amino acids.